AUGAGCUCAUACCGACCAUCAUACCCGCCUCGACGAGGCAAUGCCAGGGAUGACCGCAAUCGUGGUCGCUAUGAUUCCCGCCCAUCGCAUCAUCAGCCGCCACCACCUGGAGCUGGCGACAAUUGGCGCAACCCGUGGCCCGAGGACCGUGAGUACCGCCGCCGCCAUUCAAGAUCGCGAUCUCCACCGCGGCAUUUCGACCACUAUGAUUCUUACAGAGGAGGCAACGAUAUAGGCCGAAGAUCAGGGGCCUACGAUGGCUACAGACCCGAUACUAGACCCCCUCAGGGUGACUUCACCUUCCGGAUGGAUAAGCCCUCCGGCGUCGGCGACGCCGCCAGCGGAGACUCAUAUCGCCCUGGCGCAUACCAGGGCAAUGAUCGACGAAGAGCACCACGCGCUCGCGGAGGUCCGUUUCGUGGCCGCGGUAGGGGCGCGUACCAGAAGAUCAUUCCGGCCGAGCGCGAGCUCUUGCGCACCCGUCGCGAUGGAGUCGACGAGAACCUGGUCAACGAGGAGGGUGGCGGUAUAGUGUACCGAGACGUGGAUGAGCUUUCGGACGACGAAGAGGCCGACAUGGACAUUUCUGACAACUCUGAUGACGAAUCUGGUGAGCCUUCAAGCAAGCGCGCGCGCCGCGCUGGCAACGACGAAUCGGGCAACAGCGUCCCGAAAUGGUCAAAUCCAGACCCGUACACCGCCCUUCCCCCGCCUGAUGCAGCCGAACGCAAGAAGAAGGACAUGGUCAAGAUGAUUCGGAAGGCGCGAGUUGACGAGACUGCUGCAGACAAGCUCAACGCCAGCACAGAGGCUGAAGAAUUCAUUUCCUUCGACCUCGACGGACCUGACGACAAGGAAGACGGCGAAGAGGAAGAGAUCAUUCUUCCUCCUUCAGACCCGCCCUCGCCUCCCUCUCCUCCCCCUCCUCCCCCUUCUGGUCCUGCGCCUCCUCUGCAAUCCUCAUCCAACGCCUCUAGAAUCGCUCCCAGUGGCCCUCGUUCCGACCGCGACAUUCCACCUGCCGCCAACGGAUUGGCAGCCUCAACAGCGCCAUCCACGCCUGGCAAGCCUUUCAAUUUACCAGCCAAGCCCGUUGCGGCCAACGACGCUCUAGGCUCCCGCAAGCGCACUGCCGAUGACCACAUCAAGCCCCCCACGUAUGGUCCGCUGAAGAAAGUGAACAAAAUGCCUGUGGGUGGUGCCAUCUUGCCUGAGUGGAGGGUGACCAAGGGCGAGGACUCUACGCCGUGGAUCGAAGCAGACCAUUCCAAGACCUCGGAUAUCAGCGUUUGGCUUCACAAGGAGAUUGUCGACUUCUAUGAGGUCGUACGGCCUCGUGACUUUGAGCAUGAAAUGCGAACACGGCUUGUCGAGCGGCUACGCCAAUCUCUCAGAACUAGUAACUACUACAGGGAUUGUGACGUUCGCCCGUUUGGCUCGUACAUGUCUGGCCUCUACUUACCCACGGCUGACAUGGACUUGGUCAUUUGUGAAAAGAACUGGCUGAACGGUGCUCAUUCCACCUUUUUCGGCAUCAAGGCCUUGAGAGCCUUUGGCAAGUUCCUCUCGGGCAAGCGGUUGACCCAUUACAACAGCAUGGAGUUCAUUGCAAGUGCCAAGGUCCCUCUUGUCAAGUACAUUGACAAUGAGACUGGCCUCCGGGUCGACAUCUCUUUCGAUCGUCUGGAUGGUCCCCAGGCCGUCAAGACAUUCAUCGAGUGGAAGGCUCAGUAUCCAGCCAUGCCAAUCAUCGUCACCAUGGUCAAGCAUUUUUUGGCUAUGCGCGGAUUAAAUGAGCCCGUCAACGGUGGCAUCGGAAGCUUCACUGUCACCUGCAUGGUUGUCAGCAUGCUGCAGCUCAUGCCUGCUGUUCAAAGCCGCAAUCUCGUUCCCGACCACCACCUUGGACAGAUGCUCAUGGAAUUCUUCGAUCUCUACGGAAACAGGUUCGACUACGUCAACACGGCAAUCCGAUUGAACCCUCCAGGUUAUCACCGAGUUCAUGAAGUCGUUUACAAGAACUUCGACCGCAUCUCCGUCAUCGAUCCGAACAAUCCCGCCAAUGACAUUUCUGGCGGCUCUAGUAACGCUGGCCGAAUCCUGGAAGAGUUCAGCAUCGCACACGAGAUGCUGAAGAAGAGAAUGGGUGAACUUGCACAGGCGGGAUCCCGCGCCAGGAGACCUGCCAGCAUACUCGAGACCAUCUAUGCUGGUAACUACUCUUCGUUCCGUCACCAACGCGCGCACCUGCGCCAGUUGUACGACUCAAGAUGA
Molecule: messenger RNA, 2274 nt
Organism: Colletotrichum orchidophilum
Lineage: Eukaryota; Fungi; Ascomycota; Sordariomycetes; Glomerellales; Glomerellaceae
Exons: 3
Coding region: 1-2274 (757 amino acids)
Biological process (GO): RNA 3'-end processing
Cellular component (GO): nucleolus; TRAMP complex
Molecular function (GO): mRNA binding; poly(A) RNA polymerase activity
Source: RefSeq, a predicted model, not a curated record